AUGACCUCCAAGAUGGAUCGAUUCAGCAAGUUCGACAUCUCCAAAGGCUUGAAGGAGACAAUUGCCUUGCAGAAGGAGUGCGAGAAAUUCCGUGAGCAAGUCGCCAACGGGGCAGAGGUGUCCGAAGAGGAUGUCAAAGAUCUGUGCGAUUGCUUGAAAGAUCGAGGCUUUUACCGGAUUGUAUCGGUCUUCUUGCCCGUUUUCUACGGAGAAGACGAAGACAUUUCCAACGACAGUGAGAUCGGAGCGCGUAUCCGCGAGGCUGCACGAGAGUGGCGCCCAGACGAACACUUCCCACCUUCUCCACAGUCCGAACACUAUUCAAACACGCUCGCGCAUCGCUUGGACGAGAUGCUGACAGGCCUGUUCCGAGACAUGAGGCUCGAUGACAAUGCACGUUGUCUGCUGGCCGUAGCAUUCAAGCCGGUGUACGAGGCUGGCGGCCUCCCGUUAGAGAACAUCAACACGAUUAUCGAAGAAGGCGCAAAGCGAGGCCUGCCCCGCGAACCUGGUAUCGUCCCCGGCGGUCAAAGGUACUUCAAGGGCGCCGAACCUCAAUCCGGGAACACGAAGACGCAGACGGGUGUCUUCAAUGGCGGCAAUACAUGCUAUCAGAAUGGCAUGUUUCGCCUGAUACUGUCGAGCAAGCGGGCCCCGGACGUCUUGCUCCACGGCGGAGAAGCUCCCCCGGCUGGCAAUGAAGAGCUAGGACAAAAGCUCUUCGAGUUAAUCCAGGCCAUCAAAGCGAAGUCGUUCGACGGUUCGAAGCAUUUGUUGCAGCAGCUUUGGACGCAUUUCGGAAAGGACCAUUCCCUACGCCAGUACGUGCCCGGAAAACAGCAAGACGCGGAGGAGUUCUUUCGACACGUGAUGAUGGACGGAUUGGGAGAGAUACCGCGCACGGCGUUCGGUCACAACAUCGUGAGCAAGGACAGGUGCAUCGAUUGCGACCUCGAGAGCCAUGGUCCCAGCGAGGAAGAGGUCAUCUACUCGAUCGGAUUAGAAGAGUCGACCCCCGCUACGUCGCUGACCUCACUACUGCUUGACCAGAUGGUCAAAGUCGAGGAAGUGGAGAAGAGGUGUGGCAAAUGCGAGGCCGACACGAUCCACGGCAGGGCUACAGGCCUGGAGCCCGCGCAGGACUCCCUUGGCCCAGAAAUCGUCAUCCAACUCAAGCGCUUCGACGGCCGUGGCGAGAGCAAAGUCAGGACGGCCAUAUCGCUCCCGGAACGUCUUUUCGCCAUGGCCGGCCGCGAAAGGCCGUACUACAUCAAAUGGAUUCUGCGCCACAUUGGGAACAGCGUCGACUUCGGCCACUACCUGGCCUAUGAGCGAGGGUCACCAUCGGCAGCGGAUGCACGCAAGCCGCAGCAGGACGCGUCGGAGGAGAAGACGACGGAGUUCGAGGCGCAGUCUUUCGACGUGUGGACGAUGUAUGAGGAUGACAAGCGGGUGACGAACAUCCCUUUCCGGACUGUGCAAGAGGCGUGCGAGAAGGACUGGUAUAUUUGCAUGGCGGCACCGGCGUCCGACAAGGAAGUUGAAUCGCUGCUCGCGACAGUCCCGAUCAACAUGAAGAAACGCACAGCGUUCAUGGACGCAAUCCGCGCACAAUACGAAUUGCAGCAUAGAGUAUUGGGGGCGACAGGGGGUAAUGGAACGAUGAACGUAGGCAUGUAA
Molecule: messenger RNA, 1680 nt
Organism: Neohortaea acidophila
Lineage: Eukaryota; Fungi; Ascomycota; Dothideomycetes; Mycosphaerellales; Teratosphaeriaceae
Exons: 7
Coding region: 1-1680 (559 amino acids)
Biological process (GO): protein deubiquitination
Cellular component (GO): cytosol; nucleus
Molecular function (GO): cysteine-type deubiquitinase activity; cysteine-type endopeptidase activity
Source: RefSeq, a predicted model, not a curated record